This is a messenger RNA of Rotaria sp. Silwood2, 399 nucleotides long. The record is from the annotation of a GenBank genome assembly. Lineage: Eukaryota; Metazoa; Rotifera; Eurotatoria; Philodinida; Philodinidae.
AUGUCAAAUUGUCAAUCUACAAAUCGAUGGUUAAUCAAUAUAAAUAUGAUAUUUCAAUGUCUUGUACAAAAUUUAACUGAAGAUGCUAUAAUAGCACGAUGGAAUGAGAUUUUAUCAUCAGUUAAUGGAACACGAGAUGAAACGUUCAGCCCAACUCUUCUUCGAAUUUUAACUAAUACUCGACAAUUAUGUGAUCGAAUCGAUAUGACAUUAGUUUCUCUUGCAUCUGAUUAUCUUUAUGCAUAUUAUGGAAAAUGAAUGUCAAAUUGUCAAUCUACAAAUCGAUGGUUAAUCAAUAUAAAUAUGAUAUUUCAAUGUCUUGUACAAAAUUUAACUGAAGAUGCUAUAUUAGCACGAUGGAAUGAGAUUUUAUCAUCAGUUAAUGGAACACGAGGAUGA